This is a messenger RNA of Lodderomyces theae, 1053 nucleotides long. RefSeq lists its product as uncharacterized. Bases 1 to 1053 code for a protein of 350 amino acids. The transcript has a single exon. The record is from RefSeq and is a predicted model, not a curated record. NCBI's taxonomy places the organism in Eukaryota, Fungi, Ascomycota, Pichiomycetes, Serinales, Debaryomycetaceae.
AUGCGAUCAAGACUCCUACACAAUCAGCAUCAUUUACCACAAUCCAAAUCACGCAUAUCAAGAAUGAGCACUACUCCAAAUAUCUCCACCGCAUCAUCUUCACCAUUAUCAUUCCACGCCCGCCCCCAUUUGGUGAUUUGCGACUGGGACGAAACGUUAACCACAAAGGACACGAUCCAAUACUUGGCCCAAGUACCCUACAUCAACAGCCCGCAACUUCGGCCGCGUUUCUCUCACUAUACCGAUAUCUACAUGUCCCACUACGAGAAAUACAAGUCACAAUUCGGCGCAAGUCGAACAAAGAAUGGCAAUGUCAAUAACAAUAGCUUGACGACAAAAAUGACAAUUGACGAUUACGUCGAGUUCCAACGUGGCAUGGGUCCUGUAGAAAUGAGCUCUAUUACCGCUCUUGAAUCAGAUGAGGUAUUUCGCGGCUUGACUGAAUUGCAAAUCCGUCAACAUCUGGCACCAAGUGUGAAGUUGCGCGAUGGAGCCGUUGAGUUUUUGAACAGGUGUAUGGAUCAGGGUAUUGAAGUUGUGGUAUUGAGUGUGAACUGGACGAGUUUGUUGAUUGAUGAAGUGUUGCGCCAAAAUGGUUUCCUGACAAAGUCAAGCAUUAGCGGGAUGAGUGAGAAGAGUGAGGUUGAAGUUGGUAAGAUCAAGAUUGUUACUAAUGAGUUUGAAUUCGAUAGUGCAGGCAAAACGACAGGAAAUUGGCUACCACAACCUAAAAUCAGGACGUCUCAGGACAAGUUGGACUACGUCAACAAAUUGAAAACUGAAUACCAAAAGGAAAGAGCUGGAAGAGCGAGCUUGGGCACAAGUGCAGGGACUAUUCACAAUGGCAACGUUGGCAACGUUGGCGAAGGUAACAUGGAUGAUACCGACGACGUUAAUAUUAUGUAUAUUGGCGAUAGUCUAACUGAUCUACUACCAGUCUUGAACGUGGCGUACCCGUGUGCUAUCAAGGACACCAAAUUGGAUAAGACAUUGACUGAGUUGCAAUUUGAGCAUUUCAGCGGUACCUGGUUUGAUUUUAUGCGGUUGGUCUGA